AUGAGCAGAAUUCUCCAGCCGUGCGGAUACGAGUCUCGCCAUCAGACGUUCAGCAAGCCUUUGCAACUCCCUCGCCACUGUCGUGAAGAACAUGAAGAGACCGUCACACCAGUGGAGGAGGUCCGUCCCAUUCGGCUUCGGUUGAGUCAGCCCAAGAGACAAAACCCUGAAUCGUUGGAGGAUAGCCCACGAAAAGGCCUGCUUAUACUCCUUCCUACGAAACAGACCCUGAGUGGCACGUCGACUUCAGAUCCAACGGAAGCUCAAGAACAUUGCUCUGAGUCGAAAAGUUUUGCCAAACGGCCUACCAUUCGUAUCAAGGGAGGAAAUGGACAUGACAAUGCUUGCCCGUCGAACUCUAGCUUCAGUACUAGAUCCACUUCAGACGCCAGCGGCAAAUGUCAGGUCUCCAGCCAUGGCUCCAAAAUUACCCCAACGGCUGCACCGCGUAUCCCCACGCCCAAUGUCCGCCCACUAGCUCCUAUAUCGCAGCUCACAGUCAGUUUAAGAUCUGCCGAACACAAGGACUAUAGAUCUUGUACCGAUGGACAGUCUAGUAGGACUGACACCACUGUCUAUACAAAGGCCUGCGGCGUCUAUUCCAAGGAGAAAGCCUCACCAAAGAAGGUCAGAACGAACGGCGGUCGGCAUCAUUGUCCAAGAUGCGAUACACAGUUUACACGAGCACGCGGUGUCAAGGGACACUUUGUUGGGUGCAUCACCAAAUAUGGCAAUCCCGACAGAUUGAAGUGGACUGAUCACCCGAGUCUUGAGGGAACCGUCAAAUUUUAUGCUCGCAGCGGACACCAACGUCAGGAAAAUGUCUUUGUACCGCAGGCAGCGGACUUACAUCGAAACGAGAAAAAGUCGUCUUCCCUCGUACUUAAACCGCUGUCUACUAUUGUCGAAGAAAAUAGUGGGAGUGUCGAGCCAGUGUACACGCCACCUAGACAGGACGUCUUACAACAGAAAGAUAUCGUACAGCCUAUACACAAGCGUCGAGACGCCCUCAGGCGCUCGAAAUACAAUGCGGAGACAAUCGCUAGAGAUGUCCUGCUUGCAAUGGGAAGUCAUCCUGUUAUGGAUCCGCUGAAUGCUCAUCUGGACAUACUACGGAAAAGAUCCAGAGUUGUUAAUCUUGAGUCGAACAUGAGCACUUUCAGAUGGGAUCUUGUAGAUCCUGAGCAAGAAGCUCAGCAAGGACCUGAACGACAGGCUGAAGAAGAAGAAGAAGAAGAAGAAGAAGAAGAAGCCGAACCAGAACAGUCUGCUCCUAAGGCUUCCGAAGCCGAGGGAGAUACAGAAGAAUCUGAAUUCAACAAUGCCCAGUGGUACUACGAUGCAUCGUCCUCUCUUUCGUCACAAUCUUCAACGGAAACGGGCGUCUUUCACCAUGAAGUCCCCUUCAGGGUGGUUUUGCCAGAAAAGACGCACUUUGGCCCCAUGUCGACUAUAUUCGCAAGCGUCUUUGAUCGCGACCCGUCUGCUAGGCUUAUGUCUAGUAACGGGGACCUUUGGGCUGCCAUAUUCACCAUGCUCGAACGAGGUUACCAUGAACGGGACUUUGUGCUCCAUGCUGCCGUGAGGGAAUCCACUGGCGAUGUUGUUGGAUGGGUCGCAUGUCAGGAGGUAGAUGCGCAUCAAGCAAGGCCCGUAGAUCCAUCAGCGUACCUGGACUGGACGACAGCUGCACACGUCCUGCCUUCGCAAAUAUCAAGAUUCACAACAACGAAGGAAAGCGCAAAGGAGAAAGCUGAGCAUUCGAAGCAGAGAAAGGUCGGCCAAGGUCUCGCGUCGACGAUCCAGGCUCGAGCCACCGAGGCCCAGAUGUACCUUGUCCCCAUUGGUCGUCUGGUCAUCAAUGCCCUCGUCGUUCAUCCUCUACACCAAGGACGUGGAGUCGCCUCUGCGCUACUCAAUUCUAUCACAGAGAUCGCGGACAUGAGAAAGAGACCAAUCUGGGUUCAGGCACCGGAAGACCCUGCAGUUGCGCAGGGAGCGCUCAAGGAAGGGCUUUUUCGGCGAGCAGGCUUCACAUGUGCUGGUGAGCUGAACUUGGAUCUGGAUUCCUAUGCCUCGGGGUCUCGGCAGUGCGAUAAGGGGAAAGGAGUCUCGCUUGGUACUUACAAAUGGAACUACAUGCUGCGCUUGCCUCAGCCGGUAAAAGACCGGGAGCAGGGCAGAACUAAAAUAGCUCUGCUCGAUGAUCCUACGCCCAAAGCAAGAGCGGACAACCCCUCAAGAAACAAUGUACCUGGGGGUGGAGCAGUUUUGGACCCGGGUUGGUUCGGCUUUCACCCGUCAAAUGGCGAGCCAGCACCAGGUGGCAAGCAUUUUUCAGCGCUUCUCAGCGCUGUACUCCAAUAG
Molecule: messenger RNA, 2367 nt
Organism: Letharia lupina
Lineage: Eukaryota; Fungi; Ascomycota; Lecanoromycetes; Lecanorales; Parmeliaceae
Exons: 2
Coding region: 1-2367 (788 amino acids)
Molecular function (GO): acyltransferase activity, transferring groups other than amino-acyl groups
Source: RefSeq, a predicted model, not a curated record